Molecule: messenger RNA, 1338 nt
Organism: Penicillium oxalicum
Lineage: Eukaryota; Fungi; Ascomycota; Eurotiomycetes; Eurotiales; Aspergillaceae
Product: eukaryotic translation initiation factor 3 subunit E
Exons: 3
Coding region: 1-1338 (445 amino acids)
Biological process (GO): translational initiation
Cellular component (GO): nucleus; eukaryotic translation initiation factor 3 complex; cytoplasm
Molecular function (GO): translation initiation factor activity
Source: RefSeq, a predicted model, not a curated record
AUGGCAGACAACGCCCCUCCCUCCGCUGAGAAGCUCAGCGGCACCCAGCCAACCGAUGUCACCCCCGAGCAUGACCUCUUGCCUCGCCUGAUCCCGUAUCUCGACCGCCACUUGGUUUUCCCACUGCUCGAAUUCAGCGCCGGCACCGAUGAGGAGGACAAAGAAAUCACUCGCGCCAAGUAUGAGCUGCUCAAGCACACCAACAUGACCGACUAUGUGGCCAACUUGUGGAAGGAGAUCAACGAUUCCGACGAGGUUCCCGAUGAGUUCGUGAAGAAGCGUGAGGAGGUUCUGGCCAAGCUGGAGCACUACCAGGUCGAGAGCGAAAAGAUCACCGAGCUUUUGCAAGACGAGGAGGUCGUUGGUAACCUGCGCAGCGACAAGGCCGCUAACCUGCGGUUCCUUGAGGAGCAGCAUGGUGUGACCACCGAGAUGGUCAACAGCCUUUACGACUACGGUCGGUUCCAGUACAGCUGCGGCAGUUACGGUAAUGCCGCCGAGUUGCUCUACCAAUUCCGUGUCCUGUCGACCGAUAACGACAAGGUCGCCGCGGCUACCUGGGGUAAACUCGCGUCCGAGAUUCUCACCACGAACUGGGAGGGCGCGAUGGAGGAGGUCCAGAAAGCCAAGGACUCGAUCGAGACCCGUCUUUUCAACAACCCUCUGGCCCAGCUCACCAACCGCUCUUGGCUGAUUCACUGGUCACUCUUCCCCUUCUUCAACCACGACCCCGCCCGCGAUGUUUUGACCGAUCUUUUCUUCUCCCCCGCCUACAUCAACACCAUCCAGACCAGCUGCCCCUGGAUCCUCCGCUAUCUGGCCGCUGCCGUGAUCACCAACCGCAGCCGCCCCCACAAGCACCACGGCGCUUACCAGAAGCAACUCAAGGACCUGAUCCGUGUUGUUCGCCAAGAGAACUACGAGUACACCGACCCCAUCACCGACUUCAUCAAGGCUCUGUAUGUCGACUUCGAUUUCGAGGAGGCGCAGCGCAAGCUCGGCGAGGCCGAGGAGGUUCUGCGCAGCGACUUCUUCCUUGUCUCUGCCGCCGACGCCUUCGUCGAGGCCGCUCGUCACCUCAUCUCGGAGAGCUAUUGCAAGAUUCACCAGCGUAUUGAUAUCAAGGAUCUGUCCACUCGUCUGGGUCUGAACCAGGACGAGGGUGAGAAGUGGAUCGUUAACCUGAUUCGCGACACCCGGGUCGACGCCAAGAUUGACUACAAGGAGGGCACCGUCAUCAUGAACCACCCUCCCCAAUCGGUGUACCAGCAGGUCAUUGAGAGGACAAAGGGUGCCUUCUUCCGGACACAAGUCUUGAGCUCCGCCGUUGCUAAAUGA